AGCCGCUGACAUUUUGGAUCAGAAUGACUUAGUUUGUUGAAAUCUACCAAUCCUUACAUGGUGGUGAAAGGCCCGAAGAACACGCCCUGGAGGAGUGGGAGCCUACUCGAGGCGAGAGGAGAAAAUUCAUCAUGAGGUUCUUGACGAUUUUCUCUGCUUUUGCUGCAGCUGAACGCAGUGCGCCUGGAAUCCUAGUGGUGCAAAGGAUUUCACAAGAGUUCGAGGCAACCUCGCAUAGGCACGUUGACCUAGCUGGUGAAAACGCGACGUUGGUUCUAGCUACGCAGGCAGACCUUCUUGACAUGCAGAAAGUGAUGCUGCAGCAUAUUGAAAAGGUGAAUUUAGAACUCCAGGAGACUAUCAAGUCAACCUUCAAGGCCUUGGAUGAGACCGUUGCUUCGGAAGUGCAACAGAUGCAGGAUCGUGCUCAAUUCUAUUUGGAGCAGACCUAUGCAAUGCUUUACACCUUGCAGGUGUCGGAGUGGCGUUUGCAAAUGGCUGCACGACAUGGUACUCACGGAAGGUGCUGCUGCCAAGCAACCUCCAUGUCAUCGUGCGAGUGGGUGGAUCAUUGGCUUCUGGUUGGUCAUGAGCGGAUUUGUCCGGCGCACGUGGGCAAGGACUACUUGGACCACUUCACAGAUCGGAUGAAAGCCAAGGCACAGAACGAGCUCACCGAAGACCAAGUUGCCUCUGGCUCAGAUCAAAGCCCGGCCAUGUGCAUAUAUUUACAUAAAUCUACCUUAGUAUCUUGACUUGCUUGCAUGCGAUGCUUUUGCACUUUGACAGACCAAUGAGACAAGGCUGCGUUCAACUUUCUCACAAAUGAAGCGUGGUAUCAGUGGUGUCUGAUUUUUGAGAUGUGGACAUGGACACGGAUUUUUCAUGCUAAUAUCGAAACUUGGUUCCCAGUCUUCCUCAGGCCAAUGAAAUUUUCUGUUAAGGCUCCACUGAAUCGCUUGGUAGACUCGUGUCGCGAGUCCCCAGCGUGGCAGGAACAGGCCAGGAGCGCAGAUUCAGGGCCAGAAGUGCAUUUGCAAGCCACAGCUUUCACAGUGCACCUAUAGGAUCUCCAACAUAAGCUAGAUCAGCCACUUGGGAUUUUCAAAGUGUGCUCAAGACAAGACAAACGAUUGGCAAUCGGAUGGCCAAGGUGGAGGGUCGACAGGAUCGUCUUGUCGAGGCAGUUCCAACUGAUGCACUACAAGCUAUCAAGGAUAUUGCGGUUUGGCAGACCUCCGACUCGGACAGAUUACCUGGAAUAAUUGUGGAGAAUAUGUCUCCAUGAGAUAAUCUGUUUAAAACAAAUGCAGAGGAAAAA
This is a messenger RNA of Cladocopium goreaui, 1321 nucleotides long. Lineage: Eukaryota; Dinophyceae; Suessiales; Symbiodiniaceae. The record is from the annotation of a GenBank genome assembly.